CCUUCUUUGAAGUUAAAGAGUAACAUCUUCAAUGGCUUCUUCAGCUAUUCCACCUCCGAUCAUCUUCCUCUCCCUUUUGCCCUUUCUGCCCUUAUUUGCUGCUUCUAAUGUGCCUUUGGGCUCAUCGCCUUCUGCCACUAACGGUAACUCUUCUCUAGCAGACAAAGGAGCAAGCAACCCCGCGGAAGACUCGUACGAUUUGAUUGAGGUUCCAAACAUUAACUUCCUGUUCGGAGAUGAUGAAAGUUUGGGUCCAUUAAAUCUAACACACUGUAUACGAGCUUGUUCGCAGGAUUCCGAUUGUGUUGUUGCUAUAUUCAAUGGCAUAUCAUGUUGGAAGAAGAUAUUGCCUAUCUGGGAGGAUGAUGUUGACUGGGAGGAAGAUGACGAUUACGAGGAAGAGGAUGAUUUCGAGGAAGGUGCCGCUCUUUUUAUAGAUUUUUAAAUCCGAGGUUUGGCGUUUCCGGUCGUUCUUUUGAGUUUCGAUUGUGGUUGUAGGUUUUUGGUAUUUAUUCUCUAGAUUUCUAGGUUGCUUUGCUUGUAGUUUUGUUUAGAUUGUUUUAGUGGGUGUUACGGUUUUGGUUGUAGUGUUUUUGGUUGGCUUCUUGUCUUUCGUUGGGUUUG
Molecule: messenger RNA, 624 nt
Organism: Rhododendron vialii
Lineage: Eukaryota; Viridiplantae; Streptophyta; Magnoliopsida; Ericales; Ericaceae
Exons: 2
Coding region: 32-445 (137 amino acids)
Source: RefSeq, a predicted model, not a curated record